Pseudoliparis swirei is the source of this 2523-nucleotide messenger RNA. RefSeq names its product tissue alpha-L-fucosidase-like. Gene Ontology annotation, cellular component: lysosome. The record is from RefSeq and is a predicted model, not a curated record. NCBI's taxonomy places the organism in Eukaryota, Metazoa, Chordata, Actinopteri, Perciformes, Liparidae. Gene Ontology annotation, molecular function: alpha-L-fucosidase activity. Bases 733 to 2079 code for a protein of 448 amino acids. Gene Ontology annotation, biological process: glycoside catabolic process; fucose metabolic process. The transcript has 8 exons.
ACUGGACAAAAAUUAAUGUUCAAAUUUCUAAACGUAACUACUUUUAUUUUAAUAUGACUGCGAUAUGAAUUCAAACAUUCUCCAUCAAGAGAUGCUCGAACAAAUAUUUCCGGAGAAAUAAUCCGCAAAGUUUUUUCUAGGUUUCAAAGGGAAAUCAGAAUAAAUCACACUUAAUUAAAUAGUUUGAAGCAUUUGCAUUAUACAUAUUAUACAGUCUAAUGUUGUACACAGGAGAUUAGAUUAGUCCUGAAGUUUUCCUGACGUUUUCCCACACGGUUUUUAGCAACUGAUUAACCAAUACAAAAUAAUAAUUGUACAUAAUUAAAAUGAAUAAAGUCGACACUUUAUUCAUUUUAAUUCUUAAUUUAUUGUACUGGUACUUGUUAUUGGACUUUAGAAAUCUCAACAUUGAACAAUUUACACUUAUAUAAUAUAAAUUCAGUCUGUGCAGAUGAGUCUCCCGUGGUCCGUUGUUUGUUAAAAAAAUAGUGUUUGUUCAAUAAAGUUGUAAUGAAAAAAAGGUAAACAGACGAACGGGAUGGUCACGUGAUACGUCACGUGAUUCCAGUCAUAGGAUGGGAAACUUUACACCUGAAAGAUUCACAACAGACGGGAAGUUCGUGUCUAGCACGGCUCACCACUAGUGGGACAUUUAUUAUCCUCCGUUGUCUUCUGGUUCAGCGUCUCUGAAGACACUUCGGCGUUCACCUGCCGGACUCACCUGUCGGCGUCAUGCUGGCCGCGGUUGUCCUCGCGGUAACUCUGGUGUCCCAAACGGCGGCUCGGUACACCGCGAACUGGACGAGUUUGGACGCCAGGCCGCUGCCUUCGUGGUACGACGAAGCCAAGGUGGGCAUUUUCGUCCACUGGGGUGUGUUUUCCGUCCCCGGGUUCGGCAGCGAGUGGUUCUGGUGGCACUGGCAGGGCCAGCAGCCCCCGGACCAGAAGUGCGUGAGCUACAUGUCGAAGAACUACCCGCCUGGUUUCAGCUACCCGGAGUUCGCGCCCCAGUUUCACGCUCAGUUCUUCAACCCAGAGGACUGGGCGGACAUAUUCAAGGCGUCGGGUGCAAAGUAUGUCGUCCUGACGGCCAAGCACCACGAAGGCUUCACCAACUGGGCGUCCCCGAACUCCUGGAACUGGAACUCGGUUGAUACUGGUCCUCACAGAGACCUGGUGGGAGACCUGGGGGAGGCAGUGCGCAACAGGUCAUUGCACUAUGGACUCUACAACUCCCUGUAUGAGUGGUUCCACCCUCUCUACCUGGCAGACAAGAAGAAUGGAUUCAAAACGCAGCAGUUUGUGCUGAGUAAACUGCUGCCGGAGCUUUACAACAUGGUUGUAAGGUACAGGCCUGAGGUGAUCUGGUCUGACGGGGACUGGGAAGCACCCGACACCUACUGGAACUCCACCGAGUUCCUGGCCUGGCUCUACAAUGACAGCCCUGUCAAAGAUACUGUCGUGACCAACGACAGAUGGGGAGCUGGCUGUGCCUGUAAACACGGCGGCUACUAUAACUGUGAAGACAAAUACACUCCAGGCCAGCUGCCCAAACACAAGUGGGAGAAGUGCACGUCCGUGGACACGUUUUCCUGGGGUUACCGGCGAAAUAUGAAGAUAAGUGAGCUGAUGGACCUGUCCGCUAUCAUAGAGGAUCUGGUUCGCACUGUGGCUCUGGGAGGUAACUACCUUCUGAAUGUGGGUCCCACACCUGACGGGAUGAUCCCCCCAGUGUUUGAAGAGAGACUCAGGGGUGUUGGCGCCUGGCUGAAGAUCAACGGGGAGGCCAUAUACACCUCCAAACCAUGGAGGGUCCAGAUGGAGAACACCACUGUGCCAGUCUGGUACACAUCCAAAGGAGCCACUGUCUAUGCCAUCAUGACAGCCAAACCUCCCAAGCUCACAUUGCAACUAUUAGGACCCAAAACAUCAGCAGCCACGAAGGUGACCUUGUUGGGGAAUCCGAAUCCCCUAUCCUGGGCCCCAGUCCACCCCGGUGCUGGCCUUACUGUCCUUCUCCCUGAGCUGCCCUAUUCCCCCAGUCAGGCCUGGACUCUCAAACUGGAUGGCAUCCAGUGAGCCGUAAACUCCAGAAGUGUUCAACCCCAGCAAGGUUGAAUAUAAAGAAUGCAUUAAUCUCAGGUUGUGAUUAUGUUUGUGGGAUCUUGGGAAAUGUGUGCACUAUGGUUGAAGGGACAGCGCUUGUGUAAUGGAUCAGUUUUGUUGCCAAAAUGAAAGAAUGAAUCCCUUCCCUUCGAUGAUUCCUUUGUGGCUCCGAGGACUUGACAUUUAAUGGGUCACCGCCUCGUAAUUGAAUGAAGAUUUUCUUCUUAAAUGCUAAAGAUUAUGAAGUGAAAGUGUAAUAUUCUGUUCAGCAAAUCUUUCAUGGCAGCUGCUCAGUGGUCUAAUUGCAGUGUCAACAUUUUUCUUUCAAGGAUAUUUUGAAAACAGUUUACAAAGCACUUUUUACUUUUUUCUUACUGAAUGUUUUUAAAAUGUCUGAAUAAAAGAUGAUUUUUCUGA